UUUUGUGCACAAAAGAUAUGUUCUCAUUGUAAAAACGAGCAGCCUCUGAAGCAGCGCCUCAAGAAGAAGCUUGAGAGGUUUGAUGAGAAGCGAGAGGAAUGGGUGGUUGGUCGUAAGAAAAACCACAACACUGCAUCCAUCAAGGAUGAAGCCAAUAUCAUGCUUGAGAAACUCCAUGCCAUUGGCUACAAACCAGUUCUGCUACUAGGAAAGGAGAACAAAAAAAAGACAUUAACUGUGAAAUAUUAACACCUCGCUGCACACUCUCCAACUUUGCCCAGGACUACCUACAGAAAAUAGGUUCAUUUUAUGAAUACCUUUGUGAAGGAUGGACCCAGGAUUCCAGUGGCAAUGAGGAUCAGCUGAUUACUCUGCAGCUCACCCCCUGCGAGGCAGGCCCCACGGAGGGGCAGAUGGAGCAGGCGGGACCAACGGAGGGGCAGGUGGAGCAGGCGGGACCAACAGAGGGGCAGGUGGAGCAGGCGGAACCAACAGAGGGGCAGGUGGAGCAGGCGAGCCUCACAGAGGGGCAGGUGAGCCCCACGGAGGGGCAGGUGGAGCAGGCGAGCCCCACGGAGGAGCAGGGGGAACCCACGGAGGGGCAGGUGGAGCAGCCGGAACAACGAAGGGGCAUGUGGAGCAGGCGGAACCCACGGAUGGGCUUGUGGAGCAGGCGGAACCCACGGAGGCGCAGGUGGAGCAGGCGGAACCCACGGAGGGGCAGGUGGAGCAGGCGGAACCCAUGGAGGGGCAAGCUGUCUUCACAGGGUCAGCAAGGGGCACAGUCGCAAGUUGCAAAAAGAAAAAGUCAGGAGGACCAAGGCAUAUGCCUGAAAGGAAAAGGCCACAAAAGAGGCAAAGCAGAAAUGCUGGUUGACUGGGAGCCCUGUCCAGUAUGAUUAAACAAGCCUUUUAAACAAGUGUAAAGCACACAUCAUUACCGAACAUGUCUUUUUAUAAGUUUCCUUUUCCAUUUAUGAAGGACCACCACCAUUAGUGCAUGCAUGAAGGUGGUGUUCCUUCAUAGAUGGAAAAUGAAACUUAUACUUAUAAAAGACAUGUUCGGUAAUGUUGUAAGUUUAUUGGAA
This is a messenger RNA of Paramisgurnus dabryanus, 1088 nucleotides long. The record is from RefSeq and is a predicted model, not a curated record. NCBI's taxonomy places the organism in Eukaryota, Metazoa, Chordata, Actinopteri, Cypriniformes, Cobitidae.